AUGGUACCAGAGGCAGAGAAGGGAAGAGGGAAGACGAUGAUUGACCACAAAAAAAUAGAUUGGCCACGCCGCUUGCCUUGUAAGCGCAACAUAUGUCGAUCUCCAAUAGCUGAAGCAGUGUUUUUAGACAUCAUAAAGAAGCGAGGAUUAAGUGAUCAAUGGUACGUCGAAAGUGCCGCUAUUAUUGACUACCACAGCGGCAAGCCUCCGGACCCCCGUGCUAUGAAGACUUUGGAGAAGUUUGGGAUUACCGAUUACAAACACAAGGCGAGAGUGACGACUACAGCCGAUAUACGCGACUUCGACUACAUAUUCGGAAUGGAUAACAGCAAUAUAAGGUGUUGUUGCCCUCCCAACUUAUUACUAAAGUGCAACCUCUGUCCAAUCGCAAGUUUAUCUUCUCAUUUUGAUUCAGCGCCGAACAAAUAG
Messenger RNA from Strongylus vulgaris, 429 nucleotides. The record is from the annotation of a GenBank genome assembly. Lineage: Eukaryota; Metazoa; Nematoda; Chromadorea; Rhabditida; Strongylidae.